Molecule: messenger RNA, 2070 nt
Organism: Crotalus tigris (Tiger rattlesnake)
Lineage: Eukaryota; Metazoa; Chordata; Lepidosauria; Squamata; Viperidae
Gene: TLE5
Product: TLE family member 5, transcriptional modulator
Exons: 7
Coding region: 580-1170 (196 amino acids)
Biological process (GO): negative regulation of canonical Wnt signaling pathway; regulation of DNA-templated transcription
Cellular component (GO): transcription regulator complex; nucleus
Molecular function (GO): transcription corepressor activity; protein binding
Source: RefSeq, a predicted model, not a curated record
GCGUGCGAGGGGGCGGCGCGGGGGGGUCCCUCGGAAAUGCAGCGGCGGAGCAGCAGGUGGUGCUGCCGCUCAGCCGCAGGAGCGAGCGGGGGGUCCGCAGCCGCCAUUAAACAAUAGGAGCAGCAGCAGCGAGCGAGGCGCGGGCGAGGCCCGGGAAUUGCGCCGCUGCCCUCCCCGUCCUUCCGGCCCUUGGAAGCCCGGCCAGGCCCGCAGCCCCGAAGGAGGCAGCAGCGGUAGCAGUAGCGGUCUAGACGCCUCCGAGGCCUUGCCGCGCCCGGGGGGGGGGGGGCUCUGCAACUACCUCGCUGCCGGGCGAGCAGCGGCCCGGGGGGGGGCUCCGACUCUCGGCGGGCGCGGGGCAUCCGGCCCGGCCCGAGCAGCGGCGGCUGGAGCCACCCACAAAGGCCGCUGCUACCGACGCCGCCUGGUGCAAAGUCGCCGCCUGCGCCUCCUCGCGCCCCGGCCGCCUUUCCCCGCUCGGCGGCGGCAGCAGCAGGAGCAGCCGCGGGUGCAGCCGCAGGAGCUGCAGCCGGAGGGCCGUCCGGAGCCGGCUCCCUUCGGUUUGGCUGCCCGAUUGGCAUGAUGUUUCCGCAAAGCCGGCACUCGGCUUCUUCUCAUCUGCCUCAGCAGUUGAAGUUCACAACUUCGGAUUCCUGCGACCGGAUUAAAGAUGAAUUCCAGUUGCUCCAGGCGCAAUAUCACAGCCUGAAGUUGGAAUGCGACAAACUGGCCAGCGAAAAAUCGGAGAUGCAGCGCCAUUACGUGAUGUAUUAUGAGAUGUCCUAUGGCCUCAACAUCGAAAUGCAUAAACAGGCUGAAAUUGUCAAGCGGUUGAAUGGCAUUUGCGCCCAGGUGUUGCCAUAUCUGUCGCAAGAGCACCAACAGCAGGUCCUGGGAGCUAUUGAGCGUGCCAAACAAGUGACUGCCCCUGAACUCAAUUCCAUCAUUCGGCAACUCCAGGCCCACCAGCUCUCUCAGCUGCAGGCGCUGGCUUUGCCCCUCACCCCGCUCUCCGUGGGCCUGCAGGCCCCUUCCUUGCCCGCCGUGAGCGCCAGCACCGGCCUGCUCUCCCUCUCUGCCUUGGGCUCCCAGGCCCACCUCUGCAAGGAAGACAAGAACGGACACGACGGAGACACCCACCAAGACGACGACGGGGACAAAUCCGACUAGGUGGAUCUUGUCCGGCUGGGGGUUGGGGGGGGCGCGAAGGGCAGCGUGGGGCGAUCGGGGGGGGGGAGCAGAAGAUGCCACCAUUUAAUCCAAUUCCAGGGGUAGCGGGCGGGGUGGGGGAGGCGAGAAAAAAUUGCAGCAAUAACAUUUGAGCUCCAUUGUUUUCCUGCCCCUCCUCCGUUCCAGCCCCACAGCAGGCAUGAACGGUUCCCCAAGCAAUUUGGGGGGGGGGUGUCUUUGCAUAUAUGUUAAGGGCCAGGUGAGGAAGGGGUGUGAUUCCCCCCCCUUUUUUCUAUCUCCCCUCCACCUUUUUAAUUAAAUCCAAAAUAUUAAACUUGCAUCAGAAUAUCCGCAGUGCGUUCUUAAACUGGGUUACUCCCUUCCCAACCCAGGCAAUUGCUUGGCCCGUUGGACAAGAAACCAUAAUAAACUGGGUUAUCCAAGUUAUCCUAGAUUUGUGGGGGAACCAGAGAUCCUGGGAAUUCGCCUCCCCCCCGCCGCCCCCAUCCCACAUUCUAGCUGGCAGAUUUUCCGCUGCAGGUGGGGGAGGACAAGUCACUGGGACCCUCCCAGCCUGUAUAUUUGAAUCUUGGCCUUCUCAAGAUGGGUGGACUUCAACUCCCAGAAUACCCUGGUCUCACUUUUAAGAAACCCUGACCUAGAUUGAUCGUGUGGUGGAGGUGGUUAAGAUGGCAUUGUACAGGUUGUCCUUGACUUAAUGUCCCAAUUUCCUUUGCUAAUUGAGGCGGACGUGAAAUGGCUCGCGCCUGAUUUGACAAGGUUUUUUUUCACCCGUGGCUGCUAAGCGAAUUCCUGCAGGAAGGGGAAUGCUGGGAGUUGAAGUCCACACAUCUUAAAAUGGCCACAGUUGAGAAACUGAGGCCUAGCCAAAAAAAAAAA